GGGAGACUCUCCUGACUGCUGAGUGGAGUGUUUCAGGCUGUGAGUAGAGACGUGGCUGUACCUGAACUGUUUCUGAAGGCGGGGGGCAGGAUGAGCGCAUGCGAGGGGGCUGCAAACCACAGCAGGUUCGGCUGACAUCCUGCCUCUCUGUAGCUGCUCCGUCUCACUCCAGCUCCUCGCCACCUCUCAGCCUGUUCCAGGAUCCUCGAGUUCGGUUCCGAGAUGGGCAGUAAAGCUUUACCGGCCCCGAUCCCGCUGCACCCGGCCCUGCAGCUCAACUACGCGUUCCUGCAGACGCUCAACGCGUUCCCCGCCGCCGUGGAUCAUCUGUACGGCCUGAGCUCGGUCCAAACCAUGCAGAUGAACCACUGGACUCUGGGCUACCCGCCCGUUCAGGGCCUCGUGGACCCGCGCUUUCCGUUCGCCGCGCACCUCUUCCACCCCAAACCCGUCGCUGCCGCGCUGCACAAGGACAGACCCAGAUUCGACUUCGCGAACCUCGCGGCGGCGGCCACGCAGGAGGAUCCGCCCAAACCGGGCGAGCUGGCCAAACUCUCCCCGGAGCGCAAGCCCGCGCGCGGCAGACUCCCGUCCAAAAGCAAAAAGGAAUUUAUCUGUAAAUUUUGCGGGAGACACUUCACCAAAUCCUACAACCUGCUGAUCCACGAGCGCACACACACCGACGAGCGGCCUUACACCUGCGACAUCUGCCACAAAGCGUUCCGGAGACAAGACCACCUGCGAGACCACAGAUAUAUUCACUCCAAGGAGAAACCGUUCAAAUGUCAGGAGUGCGGGAAGGGGUUUUGUCAGUCGCGAACUUUGGCGGUUCAUAAAACGUUGCACUUGCAGGAAUCUCCUCACAAAUGCCCCACAUGCGGAAGAACCUUUAAUCAAAGAAGUAACCUGAAAACUCACCUUCUCACCCAUACAGACCUCAAGCCUUUCUCCUGCGGCCGCUGCGGGAAGCUGUUUCGGCGCAACUGCGACCUGCGACGCCACAGUCUGACACACAGCCCGCAGCAGGACUACUAACUAGUGCACUAACCAGUGACUCCCACACACGCUCACUCUGCUCUCAGCCUCUGCCUCAACAGACUCUGGGAACUCGUGUAAAGUUUUUAUUGUUAUUUUUAUUUUCACCUGCAUCUGAUUCUGAACUCAACGUGUUUCGAUCUGUUCACACCUGGGAGGAUUCAUUGUGUGAAUAAAGCGGCUGAUCUGCUCACAUGAGCGCAGGAUUAAUAAAACAUCUUCGAGUCAAAGACAAUCAAAUGUGAGUGAGAAGAGACGGACACAAUUCUGCUUUAAUAAAAUAGUUUUCUUUUUUUAAAC
Messenger RNA from Sinocyclocheilus anshuiensis, 1335 nucleotides. Its product is annotated as protein odd-skipped-related 2-like. The coding region runs from base 223 to 1035 and encodes 270 amino acids. The record is from RefSeq and is a predicted model, not a curated record. Lineage: Eukaryota; Metazoa; Chordata; Actinopteri; Cypriniformes; Cyprinidae. Gene Ontology annotation, biological process: embryo development; regulation of transcription by RNA polymerase II; urogenital system development. Gene Ontology annotation, cellular component: nucleus. The transcript has 4 exons. Gene Ontology annotation, molecular function: DNA-binding transcription factor activity, RNA polymerase II-specific; RNA polymerase II transcription regulatory region sequence-specific DNA binding.